AUGUCAGUCGCCGCUCUUCGGCCAACCCAUGCAGCAGGGUGGCAACCUGCUCCUUGCACCGUUUCCACUUCUCCCUUGAGCCACACCUCUUUUGGUCCUAACCCUGCUUCUGGCUACAAUCAGCCGUACGUCCGAUCUCACGGGGUCACCUACGGUCAUCCAGAUGACGACUGCAUCACCAACACCAACAGGAACAACAGAGUAGAAGGAGAUGGGUACGAAAAGCAGUAUGGUCCAGGAGCCAGUAUCUCUACUAAAAUCAAUGUAUUCAAUAUUGAAAGAUAUUUAAGGAAUGUCACCAAAAAUAAUCCAGAUGCAUGGAAAGAUCCUAAUAUCCGUAACCAAGUUUCUCAAGCUAUAUCCAUCGAUCUAAACUCUAAAGAACCUAUUUUGGAAACUCCCUCUUUCAAAAUUGAUUUACCAAGUGUAGAAUCAAAAGUUUAUCAUGAUACCAGAUCGGAAAUUGAACAUAUGAUCAAAAGUUGUAUAAGGGACUAUCAAAAGAGUCAAGACACGAAAUAUAUCAUGAGAGCUGAUCAAUUUUCAAGAAAAGAGAUAUCAAGUAAGAAAUCGUUAGUGGAAAGUUGGUUGAAAGGUGAAAAGGUAUUUGAUAAACCUGUUAAAACCCAAUUGAAUUUGAUGAAUAUGGAUAAAUUCUUGAACAGACAUAAAGAUCUUUCGUCGGAUAAAUCUUAUAGAGAGAAAAUACAAGGUUUCUUACUUGGACAAGAAGCUAGUGUUGAACUUUCUUAUGAAGAUAGUGAGCGAUUAUCGGAUGGAUUGCAUUACGAGAAUAAGGUCGUUUCGGGUAUAUCGAAAGAUCAAGGUAAAGAUGGGGUUAGGGAGUGGCAAAGAGAGAAAAUGAGGAGGAUAGAUAAACUCACGAGGGAUUGGUAUAAAUCCUCUGGGAUAAGUGACGAACAAUGGCAAACUGAGAUGGAGAGUAUGGAGAAGGAUCUGAGAGCAAAAGGGAAACUUGGUGGUUCUUCAUCUGGAACGACUGAUCAGUCGAGUCCAAGAAGUGGCGAUGGUGAAGGCGAUAGAACCAAGACAUCCUUGAGUAUACUUAACUUGGAUACGUUUUUGGAAAAUUAUUCUGAACUAGCUAAGGAUGCCAGAAUUCAAGAAGUGGUGAAGCGGACAUUGAAAGGUGAACAGAUCCCAAUUUCCUUUGGGUCCGAAUCGAUCGCUACCGAGUUGAACGAAGCUACCAGACAGAGUUCGGAGGUACUUUCGAUAUUCAAAGAGAGCGAAGAUAAAGAUGGUAUGAAGAGUUGGCAAAAGGAAAGAAUGGGUAAGAUAGGUAAGAUGUUAGCGAAGUGGGAGGAGAAGUCAGGCAAGAGUAUAAAAGAAUGGGGUGAAAGUGGCAGUGGGAGUCAGAGUGGGGAUUCUUCUUCAGAGUCUUCAAGAGGAGGUUCUUCUUCUUCUUCCGUCCAAGCUUCAAUAGACAAAUCAGAUCUCAGCGAAACUGAAUUAACGCGGUACAACCUCCCCGAAUUACUGAGCUGCUAUACCGAUCCCAAUCGUUCUGGAAGUUCUUCAGAGGUACAAUCAUUUCUAUACAAAUGUCUACCCCCAAAUCACCCCAAGGUGAAAAAGAUGUACGAAGUGAUCAGUCAGACUGACGAGACCCAAAAGCUCAACUUACCUUCCAAACUUUCCAAAACGCUCGGCUCUGUUCAGGACAAAACAACAAAAGAAUUAAGUUCGUUGAAUGAGGACGAAAAUUCGAUAAAGACUUGGAAACAUUUCCAAGACCUAAGGAGUAAAGCAGCGUUACAUAAUUGGAAAUAUUCACAUAAAAGCGAUGAUCGUACACCCCUUGGUAAGUCAACUACAUCCGUACCGGGAAUACAUCGAAGACCUAUAUCGGAUGCGACGCGGACAGCAGAAAGUUUCGAUAAGUCCAGAAUCGAUCAGAUCGACCGAUUCGUUUCAGACGAUAGUACCAGUGCGGGACAGGUCGAUGAUAAACAGUGGUGGAUCAUGGAUCAGUCUCUGAGGUCAAGAUAUGGGUAUGGUAAGCAUGGGAUGAAAGUCGACAAGGAAGAUCAAUUGAGAAGUAAGAGGAGUUGGGAUGGAGUAGAGUCAAGUGGUAGUUAUCUGGAUCUCCUCAAUAGGACGUAUCGUACUGGGAGUAGUAUCAGUAGCAGUGGUGGAAGUGAUCCCUCAACGACGGGAACACCGUUAGUAUCCGCGUCGGCUUGA
Messenger RNA from Kwoniella botswanensis, 2208 nucleotides. RefSeq lists its product as uncharacterized. The record is from RefSeq and is a predicted model, not a curated record. The coding region runs from base 1 to 2208 and encodes 735 amino acids. Lineage: Eukaryota; Fungi; Basidiomycota; Tremellomycetes; Tremellales; Cryptococcaceae. The transcript has 2 exons.